This is a messenger RNA of Symbiodinium sp. CCMP2592, 1449 nucleotides long. NCBI's taxonomy places the organism in Eukaryota, Dinophyceae, Suessiales, Symbiodiniaceae. The record is from the annotation of a GenBank genome assembly.
AUGCCGACGCCCGUGUUCAAACUUGAGUAUGCGCCGUUUGGAGAUGCAGUGAAAGAGCAGCUCAAACGGAGAGGCUACGAGAAGCCAACACCAAUCCAGAUGCAGGGGUGGCCUUUGCUGAUGCAAGGCUGGGAUUUGGUGGGCAUUGCCCCAACGGGCAGUGGCAAAACCCUGUGCUACCUGCUCCCUCUCCUGGAACAUGUCGAGGUGCAGCCAGCCCUGCGGACUCACGAUGGUUGUGUUGCCUUGGUCCUGCUGCCUUUGAGAGAGCUCUGCCAACAAAUUGCCCAAGAGGCGGAGGCAUGGUGUAAAUAUAGUGGAUGUUCGAGACGAGUGGUGAGUUGCAGCACAGGUGACAGAGGGCCCGAGCUGGGGAGAUGUGACAUUCUGUGUGCCUCUCCAGGCAAAUUGGGGGACCUUCUCUCUUCGGAACAGUAUGACAUCGAUCGCACGACAUACAUUGUGGUGGAUGAGGCAGACGACAUGCUCUUGCGCCCAGACCGCGAGAACGCCUCCGAAAUGAUCACCCCCUUACAGAUACUCAUGAAGAGCACUCGCAAAGACAAGCAAACGCUGCUCUUCACUGCGACAUGGAGGGAUGGAUUAAAGGACAUCAAGCUCGACCGUGGCCUCCGCGUCGCUGUGGGAGGAACAGAUUUGAAAGCUUGCGAGCGUGUAACGCAACGAUUCUGGUGCCCUGGACGUGGUGACCCUGCAGACCCCUGGCAGUGGAAGCAAGGUGAAACGAAAGACCAGGCUCUUGUGAAAGCUAUUCGGUUCAUCUGCUGCUCUAGAGAGUUCAAAGCCGGCGCGAAGGUCAUCGUGUUCGUAAAUGCGAGCGCUGACCCACGUGGAAACGUGGAGCGAGUGGUUCAGCUGCUUGAGGCCUCCGAGAUUCUUGAGCCAGGAGACAUCGAAGGUUUCGGUCGAACCCGAAGCCUAUGGUAUUCCGACGACAUCUACAACCGUUUCAGGGAUGAAUCCUGUCCACAGCCACGUGUUCUGGUGACAACUGAUGUCCUUUCCCGAGGUUUCGACUUCUUUACCUGCGCUUGGGUUGUGAACCAUGACUAUCCGGCGGGGGGAAAGAAUGCCCUGCUCAAGUACGUCCACCGGAUCGGCCGCACUGGGAGGGGCGACCGCACUGGUACCGCCCUCACACUCCUUGAGGAGCUGGAGCUGCGUUUCGCGAAAGAGAUUCUACCCAUUGCUACAGCGAACGGCCACCGGGUGAGUGACUACAUCUGGUUGGAAGCCGAGUGUCGCAACGUCUGGAGAUACCGCGAAGCCUACAGAGAGCAGAAUAGAGAGCAGAUGCAGGCGAGGACUCCACGGGAGGCCGAGACGCCGCUCGCGUCUUUUUGUGAGCCUCUUCCGAACCCCUGGGACGUGGACGUCCCGUGGCCAGAUUGGGGCAGCCAGGAGCGCUACGAGUUCCCACCUUUGUGA